AUGGAACACGCCGCCCACGAGGAAUGUUGGACAUGCCGCAGACGCCGCGUCCAGUGCGAUAAGUGCGGUAUCCCCUGUUUAAAGUGCCAGAAUGCCGGGUUGGACUGUCUCGACAAGAGACCGAUUCGGUGGGUUCAAGGUGUAGCCAUCCGCGGCAAGAUGCAGGGCCGGUCAUUCGGUGGGUCGCCGGCGACUAUCUCUAUUAGGCCUCAAUGCCCCAAAUUCGUUGGUAAGGUUUCUCGCUCUUGCGGUUUUCGUGCUUUGUUUGACGUUCAACCAUCGUCAGCGUCCUUUAACCCAUCAAUUGGCAAUAUAAAAAGUCAUACAGACGGCCUAAUAAGCCUGCCAAAUGAAAUGCAAGAUCCGAUUCUCAAAGACUUGAAUCCUACAAGCCAGGGCUACAUCGUUUAUUAUCAUGAACGUAUUUGCAAGCUACUCAUGAUACGUGACAGCCCGGAAAAUCCAUUCAGGAAGCUCGUCCCUUUGUGUUUACAACAUAGCUUGCUGCAAAAGGCAAUGCUCGCUCUCGCCGCUCGUCACUUUGCGAAUACUUUUCGGGCUUUCUCCACUCCCGCAGGUGGAAAUAUCCCCGGCUUUCACCGCGCGAACCAUACCGCGUUUCUUUUCAAACAUCAAGCCAUAGAGGAACUAUCUUUCUCUCUGCAGAAUCCAGAUCGGUCCGAUGUCAACAUCACCUUGGCCAGCAUUUUUCUUUUGAUUAUUCUUGACCUCUUCGAAUCUGGGAACGACAGCUGGGAGACUCAUUUGGAGGGUGCGAAAACCCUCAUCGCCUCCAAUCGUGCCCUCUUAGACACAGAGGCAGCAGAUAGCGACAAAAUUGUGACCGGGGUGAUGGAAUACAUCUUGAAGCAAAUUCAUAUAUUCGCGCUCCAAACUCACUGGUUAAUCGAUUCAAGGAUUGAGGUUCUAGGGGCAACCUUUUCGAGAUAUGGAUCAAGCCGGGCCCAAAGAGCAGAGAAGACCCUAGGCCAAGUAUUUGUUGGUUGUCCAGUGGUUUUGGCUCAGGGAAUUGGGUUUCUAUCCGCUGAAAGAGAUAUCAUCUGCAGACUAGAGUCUUUCGAAGCAGCCUCCGUGCAGGCCCACAAAAGCUAUAUCACUUCAACAUUGGAACUCAUUCAAAACUUCGAUUCACUCUCUCGCAGCCGGAGGGCCUUCCUUUCGUGCGAAAACGCCAUAUGCACUUUUUCUCUCAUUUAUGGUCAGCGAUUGCUACGUACUCUUAUGCAAGAGACACGUCCGUUGAACGUUGAUCUGAUCGACGAUCUACUUCGUACUCUUGGUUCUCUGCGCAGCGAUCUUGACCUUUUUAAGUGCGCUCUCUGGCCGAUUUUUAUUGCGGGCCUAGAGUGCAGCUCAGAAAGCCAGAGGGCAUUUCUCAGUGAAUGUUUGGAGGAGUUCUGGUUGGAAACACAUUGUGUGAAUGUAAUCAAUGCCGCCAUUAUUCUUCAGAACUACUGGCAGCAGAAAGACCACGCAAACUGGACAAAUUGGAUGUUUGGUAUCGGUUCCUCAAGUCGCGCCUGGCUUCUCAUUUAG
Penicillium cosmopolitanum is the source of this 1557-nucleotide messenger RNA. Its product is annotated as Zn(II)2Cys6 transcription factor. Gene Ontology annotation, cellular component: nucleus. The coding region runs from base 1 to 1557 and encodes 518 amino acids. The record is from RefSeq and is a predicted model, not a curated record. Gene Ontology annotation, biological process: positive regulation of transcription by RNA polymerase II. Lineage: Eukaryota; Fungi; Ascomycota; Eurotiomycetes; Eurotiales; Aspergillaceae. Gene Ontology annotation, molecular function: zinc ion binding; DNA-binding transcription factor activity, RNA polymerase II-specific; transcription cis-regulatory region binding. The transcript has 6 exons.